Messenger RNA from Lachnellula hyalina, 1002 nucleotides. RefSeq names its product putative 2-hydroxyacid dehydrogenase. Gene Ontology annotation, cellular component: cytosol. The transcript is spliced from 5 exons. Gene Ontology annotation, molecular function: NAD binding; glyoxylate reductase (NADPH) activity; hydroxypyruvate reductase [NAD(P)H] activity. Lineage: Eukaryota; Fungi; Ascomycota; Leotiomycetes; Helotiales; Lachnaceae. The record is from RefSeq and is a predicted model, not a curated record. Bases 1 to 1002 code for a protein of 333 amino acids.
AUGAGCAAACCACAAAUUCUCCAAUUGGGAGAAAUCGACCACGCAAAGAAAGAAUGGGCUACCCUAUCCUCAAUCGGCGAGCUUAUUGAACCCAAAGCGCGUUCACGAGAAGAGUUUAUUGCAGAGUGUAAGAAAGGCGUCUUUGACAAGGUGGUGGUUGCGUACCGGACAUUCCAGAGCGUUGCGAUUACCGGGCUGGUGGACGAGGAGCUGGUAGCAGCGUUGCCGGAGAGCUUGAAGUUUAUUGCUCACAAUGGAGCUGGAUACGACCAAAUCGACGUUCACGCCUGCACCGCGAAGGGCAUCCGAGUCAGCAAUGUGCCAACAGCCGUCGACGAUGCUACAGCAGAUGUGAACAUGUUCCUCAUACUCGGAGCACUACGUGGAUUCAAUACCUCAAUGAUGGCUCUCCGCAAUGGCCACUGGAAAGGCUCCCCACCUCCACCUCUAGGCCACGAUCCCCAAGGAAAAGUCCUUGGAAUUCUAGGCAUGGGCGGCAUCGGCAGAAAUCUAAUGAAGAAAGCCGCGGCCUUUGGCAUGACAACCCAGUACUACAACCGCUCGCCAUUAUCCGAGGAGCUGAGUGGUGGCGCCAAGUAUGUUAGCUUUGAGGAGUUGUUGAAGACGAGUGACGUGCUGUCUCUUAAUCUACCUCUGAAUAAACAAACCCGCCACAUAAUCUCGACCAAAGAAUUCGAGAUCAUGAAACAGGGCGUUGUUAUCGUCAAUACAGCCCGAGGUGCCGUAAUGGACGAAGAAGCACUCGUGCGCGCCCUCGACAGUGGCAAAGUCUGGUCCUGUGGUCUCGACGUUUUUGAGGAGGAACCGAGAGUUCACCCCGGCUUGAUUGCGAAUCAGAAUGUGAUGUUGGUACCACAUAUGGGAACCUGGACAGUGGAGACGCAGACGAAGAUGGAGAUCUGGUGCAUUAAUAAUGUGAGGAGCGCAGUGGAGAAGGGAAAGUUGAUGAGUCCGGUGGCAGAGCAGAAGGACAUGAAAUGA